Molecule: messenger RNA, 739 nt
Organism: Racocetra fulgida
Lineage: Eukaryota; Fungi; Glomeromycota; Glomeromycetes; Diversisporales; Gigasporaceae
Source: the annotation of a GenBank genome assembly
UUAUUGGUUAGACGUAUAUGGUGGCCGAUUGAAAGCAGUAACAUGGUUUACCGUCGCAGGAAAUCAUGAUUGGUACUCUAAUGUCACCUUUCAAGUUGAUUAUUUCUGGGACGAUGAUUCCAGAUUCUUUUUACCUGCCCUUUAUUACGUUCGAAAAGUUAAAUUUGGUGAUAAUAUCUCGGCCGCCUUCAUACACAUAGAUACUGAUCCCUUUUAUUACAACUUUACCUCUUAUAAAAAAAAAAAUAAUUUAAACCAAACUCUUCUUGAUUUUAAUUUAUACACAUAUGAUCAAAUUAAUAAUAGAUUAAAUUGGAUUGAUCAGCAAUUGGAAGAUAAUAAGGAUGCUGAUUGGCUUUUUGUUGUUGGUCAUCAUCCACUUGUUGGUGAUUGUCGACUUCAAAAUCCUGCUUCUUAUUUAAUGUAUCUAAUUCCUCCAGUUUUGGAAAAACACAAAGUAUCUGCUUAUUUCAAUGGUCAUUCCCACGAACUUGCUUAUUCAGCUCCAAAUUCAACUUCUACUGUCGCUUAUUUCGGUUCAGGUGCUGGUGGUGCUAAACUUGAUGCUGCAGGUUGUCAAAAUCCUGAUUGGAGUUCUAUUGGCACUUUUGGUUUCUUGUCCGUUAGUAUUCCUGCUGAUGGAAAGACUUUAUAUUUCGAUUAUGUUGAUGCAAAUACCACUAAUGCUCCUCCAAAAGUCAUUUAUUCGGGUCAAAUUAAUUCUAGAAAAAGUUCUUAA